CAGCUUUUACAGAACACCAAACCCAACGGUCAAAAAAUGCCAUCCUCUCCGACUCCUCUGUAUCCUUCGACGGGCGACGACCAAAACUGCCACCAUCUCCGACUCCUAGGGCUCUCUCCCUCUGCAGCCUUCGACGGGCGACAACCAACACUGUCUCCUCUUCAUGUCCGAUCUCUUCGAAGUCUCGACCUUCUCUCUCUGGGGCACUUAAUCGCAGUGGUUUUCUCGAUUCUUUUGUUUAAGAAUUAAGGGUUUUUUAAGCCUUCGUGAUGGGUUAUUCGAAUUCUUCAAUUCCGUUUCGGUAUUUAUCGAUAAGAGUUCUGAUUCUUAUUGAUGAAUUUGGUUCUCUUGAAACAAAUCACAUUUAUUUUACUUUCCCUUUGAUAUAAUUACUGGUCUUUAGAUAGUUUGAUCGAUCAUGAAUGGGGCAAAUAUUAGGGUUUAAUCACUUAAUUGGAAUAAAUUCUAACUGGGAAUCUCUGGUGCAGUGUAGGUGCAUUUUUUUUAUGUUAUUUUUUUUAUUGUUUGACAUGAUUUUAGAAGUAGUUCUGUUUCUAACUCGCAAUAAAUUCCUGGAAUUUACAUAUAUCCAGAAGGAAGUUUGCUAAACGUUUCUUCCAGACGGUUUUCUUAGGGUUAUGUGAUUAUCUAUUCUUCAGGCUUCAGCAACUUUGCAAGAAAAUGGAGAUGGGUCAACAAGAGAUGUAUUUUAAGUUUAUUUGCUAGAUUCACCUUGCUUAUUGGGGGAUGAACGAUAUACAUUGAGUCAAAUGGCUCUUUUGAUCCAAAGCAUUAUUAUUCAUCAUUUCUUUUUUUAUUUCCUUUUCAUUUUUUUCUUUUAUAUUCAUUUACCUUGAACUGUAUAAUUCAAUAUGUAGAUUUGAAUUUGUUCUGUAUCUAAUAUUACACAAACCUAUGACUUCAUGGUAAGUAAUGUCACUACAUUGUAUACAUUUUAAUAAUCCAAGUUUGAGAGAUGACAUAACCAUUCAAGGAUAACAUGCAUGUUGAGUAAUCUCUCACUACACAGUAUAAGUAAAAUUUAACCAUAUAAGUUUAAGAGAUAAUAUAACCACUCAAGAGACAACAAGUCUUUAGAAUAAUCUACUAGUCGCUACAAUGUUGAUUGAGAACCUUAUCGUGAGAAGAUGUUUGUACAUGGUAGAAGUGCACAGCUAUUCUACUCUAUCAUACAUUUAGAAAGGGUAGACUUUUUGGAUUUUGAUUGUAAAAGUGCAAUGUAGUAAUCUACUGGUAUAUAUUCUUCCAAUCUCAUUUGAAACUUUUUGAGAUUCAUUUGGUAUCACCUUUUGGGUUUUUCUUCUUUUCUUUCUUUCUUGCUUUCCGUCUUUCUUUCUUUCUAUUUUUUCAUUUUAAAGGGUUCUUUCUCUUCAGCUCAUUUUUCUCCUGGUUUUUUGAAAAAUAACAAGCAACUUCUUGC
Messenger RNA from Rubroshorea leprosula, 1441 nucleotides. The record is from the annotation of a GenBank genome assembly. NCBI's taxonomy places the organism in Eukaryota, Viridiplantae, Streptophyta, Magnoliopsida, Malvales, Dipterocarpaceae.